GGUGCCGCGCUGAAAAAAUUCCGGGCGGGGCCGAGGGGCGGGAGCAGUCGGUUCCGCCCUUUCCCGGCGGCUCCACCUCCUCUUCCUCCGUCGCAGCAGGGUCCGAGAGGCGUCGAGAGAGAGACGUUGUCCAGCGAACGCCAUCAUGGAUCAGACCUUAGAUGAACCUCCCACUUCUGCCAUCUUCUUGGACAACUGCCACUUCUCCCAGGUUAUCUUUAAUAACGUGGAGAAGUUUUACGUCCCUGGAGGAGACAUAACCUGCUAUUAUACCCUCACACAGCACAUCACUCCUCGCAGAAAGGACUGGGUGGGCAUUUUCCGGGUGGGAUGGAAAACAACCCGGGAAUAUUACACUUUCAUGUGGGCUCCUUUCCCGGUUGACCUCAGCGGUGAUUCUAUCGUACAGCAGCAAAUUCAGUUUCGAGCCUACUACCUGCCGAAAGAUGAUGAAUAUUACCAGUUCUGUUACGUUGACGAGGAGGGGAUGGUCCGUGGCGCCAGUGUACCUUUCCAGUUCCAGGCAGAGACCGAGGAUGAUAUCCUGGUGGUUACUACACAGGGAGAAGUGGAGGAGAUUGAGCAACAAAACAAGGAUUUACUUAAAGAAAACAAGGAACUCAAGGAAAGCUGCCUGUGUCUCCAGAAGCAGAACCUGGGUCUGCAGGAGGAGCUCCGGCUGGCACAGGAGAAGAUGAAGGAACUAGAGGGAGAAGUCUGUUUCUUGCAGACUGGGAACUUGGAGCUGCGGAGAGCUCAGGAGCUACAGGUUGGAGAGACGAGCUCUGCCCAGAUGAAUUUGGCUUCAGUUAGGGAACAGAACCUAAAACUUGGAAAGGAAAAUAAGGAACUGCAGAAAGGAUUGGAGUCUCUGAAGAGCAGCUGUGAGAAGUUGGAGCUGGAAGGAAAUUUCUUGAAAGAGGAGAACAAGCGGCUGACGGAGCAGAAUGGCUGCAGAGAGAGAGAGUUGCAGCAAUUCAAAGAGCACAACCAAGAAGUGUCAUCUGAGAAGGAACAUCUGGAAAACAGAUUGAAAACUACCCUGGAUCACAUGGACCAGCUGCAGUCACAGGUGUUGAAUCAAGAGAAAGAAAUGGAAAGCGUGGUUCGGAUGGACCAUGACAAGACUGAGCAGCUGGAGCAUUUGAAGGAGGAGAAUCGUCAGUUACGCAUUACUUUGACUGAACAGCAUCAAAACCGUGAUCUAGCAAAGGAACUCGAGGAGAAGAACCAUUUGUUUCAGAUUCUUCAGCGGAAAAAGGAUGAAAUUGAUGAGAAAAAUCUGAAACUAAGGCAAGAGAACAAUGAGCUGCUGAUGCGCCUCUCUGAGAGCUCAGAUUAUUCUGCCCGGGUUGCUGUCCCACUGGCGCAAGUUCCAACUCGGCCUCCUGAAAGCGCAAACCUUUUGUUUGGGAACCCGUACUAUAACUCCCUAGAAACAAGUGCUGUGAACGUGCCCUCUGUGAAGAAAUGCCCCCUGUGUCAUGAGGUCUUUUCUGAUGACAUUGGGCCACGUCAGUACGAGGACCAUGUGCGAAGCCACAUUCUGGAUUGCCCGUUUUGUGACGAAACCUUUGGGGAUAAGCAGGUGUAUGAUGAUCAUAUGUACUGCCACAGCCUGGAAUAAUUCUUCAUUCUGCUUUGUGCUGUAUAGCAGGUGUAUAGCUCCUCUUUCAGGUGUGAUAGCACAGACUUGAUCAUAACCAAUACUGUAGGAAUAUAGAUUCUAGUAAAAUCACCCCAGCAAGGCUGGACUCGGCACCAGUACUGUAGUGCUAACCCAGGGGGCUCCAAUGCGGUGCCCGCGGGCGCAAUGGCGCCUGCCGGGGCAGUUGUGUGUGCCUGCAGGACACCGCCGCCAAAAUGCCGCUGCCGAGCGUGGCCGCCGGAGAACCGCCUGCUGAAAUGCCGCCGAGAAGCGUUGCCAUUUCUUGGUGGCAUUUUGGCAGCAACGCUUCUUUCCGCUGCCGUUUCUUGGCAGCAUUUCGGCGACAGGGUGUCUGGCGCCCACCGCAGUCUUCUGGGAAUAGGAAUGUGGUAUUCCCACAGAAAGUUUGGGGGCCACUGUGCUAACCCAUCUGUUCCAUGUUAUGUGACCCAUCAUCAAGCUGGGUCAAAUACCAACCAGUACUAUUGAAAUAAUCCAUCCUUGUCAGCUGUGUCCUUUAUCUUCAGUUAAAUAUGGGCACUGUUAAAGAGCUCAGUUCCUGUAACCAGUUGUUCAGAUCGAAUGCAAUACCAGUACUUCAGAACAAAGCUGUCACUGUGAUCCGUUGUUCUGAUCUAGUCAAGUACUGAUAUUGUAGAACAGCAGUUCCCAAUUGCCUGUGCUUUGCAGAACCCUCUCUGUUACAAUUGUUUUAUUCCUCAGAGCAGAGCUGAGACCACUAACCCUAAGGCCAAAAACAAUAUGCUGCCUUUGAGCUCAAAGUCCCAGUCUUGUUCACGGUUACCGGACUGCAGAUCUAGCUUAAUAAUAAAACUGAGUCCUUCCUUCACCCUUUGUCCCAAGCCAGUGAAGGCUUUACAUGUCUCAGGAAUGAGUUUAACCAUCUAUGUGCAUCCUCUAAGGAAACUGAUGGGGGGGAGCCUGAAUUGUUUCUCUGAUGUGCCUGUCUGACGCUUCUUGAUUCCAGGACAAAAGGAGCCUCUUCCGAGUGCAGAAUGCCAGUGUUCAAACCUGUCAAAUGCCUGGGGUGAUUGCACUGCUUUUGCACAAGGUUUAAAUUCUUUUUGUUGCCAUUUACAAUAAACAUUCUUUCCUCAAUGCAAACACAAGGGUAACGUUUAUUAUCCAACAUUGUUAUACUGUGCAUUAAUUUUGUGAUGAAUAUCUAUAGGGAAUCCUAAUAGGUUUUCAGAAUAGCCUGGUUCAGAUGAAGUUAAGAAUAAUGGAUACUUUAAGACAUUGCUUUAAUAUCUUCAAUGCUAAAGGCUUAAAUAAACUUGUAUCGAUCAACCUUUGAUUAAAACGUUGGAUUUCUUUUUUCGAUUAUGUAAUAAGGCUUUUAUUUUAUUCUUUAACUAUUAGCAGGCACUAUACAAAACCAUGUAACAGAGAAAUGGAAAAGGUGAAUAAACAAUAGCCGACAGAAACUA
Messenger RNA from Dermochelys coriacea (leatherback sea turtle), 3099 nucleotides. It is a transcript of the gene CALCOCO2, whose product is annotated as calcium binding and coiled-coil domain 2. Gene Ontology annotation, biological process: xenophagy; positive regulation of autophagosome maturation. The transcript has 13 exons. The record is from RefSeq and is a predicted model, not a curated record. Bases 146 to 1627 code for a protein of 493 amino acids. NCBI's taxonomy places the organism in Eukaryota, Metazoa, Chordata, Testudines, Dermochelyidae. Gene Ontology annotation, cellular component: autophagosome; PML body.